AUGACUUUCGGCGAAUCUCUUUACAAAAUUGUUUCUCAUUAUUCACAAUUUUAUUUCGUUGCCAUUGCAUCGAUACUUGGUACAGGUAUCCUUGGUCUUCCGGUGACAUUAUCUGAAAGUGGUUUUCAACCAUUUAUAAUCUCAUUUUUGAUCUGUUACUUUGUUCAAGUAUUGACAGUUUUUUUCUUCACGGAAGUUUUACAAAAGGCUUAUUAUCGAAAUGUUGAAAACUUACAACAAAGUGAUAAGGACAAUGCACCGAUUCAUAUGGAAAAAGAUGAAUUACCUACAUACGGAUCAGAUUAUGAUUUAGCAGCAAAACAGGAAUACGGUGAAUUUGUCGAAUUGCGAGAUAUGGUUGUUCCUUCGAGAGCCAAUAAAGUGGAUAUAAUCAAACGAUGUUUACCAAAUCUUCAUUCACUUGGAGAGCUUCUAUUACCAUGUUUUCUUCGACAAUUAUUUACAUUAACUGUACUUUUGAGUUUAUUAUGCUUAUUGGUGAGCUAUGCACUAGCUGGUAGUCAAGCAUUUACUACUUUAUUUCAUGUCAAUUAUAUGAAAAUGAUUCCGGUUUUUUGUUGGACAUGGACAUUUGUCAUUAUUUUUCUUCAUUCAUUUAUUCAACCGAUUAUAUCGGUAUUAACUUUUCUUAAAGGGACACUUUUUACUGGAACGGUCGUUGUAACAUUAUUAGUUGGAUUAAAAGUACAAAAUCCAGUAACAAAUGAUUAUAAAGCUAUUGGAGAUUCAUUUUUAAUGAGUACAAUUGCAUUAGGUGGUUUAAUGAAUGUGAUGCCAUUAAUGUUUUCAAAAUUGAAACAGACAAGAGAUGAGAUUAUCGGCUUUAAUGUAGCUUUAUUUCUUGGCUUGACAACAUGUGUUAUUUUAAAUAUUCUUUGGUGUUGGUCAAUAUUAGCAGUUGUUCCGCAACAUAGUAUAUGUUUAUCAAGUAAUAUAAAUGAAUCAAUUCAAAUGGCGUUUAAUCUUUUAAAUGAAUCACAAAUUCAAGGUCAAUGUAUUUAUUCGCCGUCUUUACAAAGAGCGGAAUUGAAUGGAGAAAUUUCAACAGUACCUUUAAGCAAAAUUCUUGAAAAAGAUGAUUACAAAUUUUUUCAAUAUGUUUCAUUUAUUGUUCAAUUAUUUAUUGUAAUAAGUAUUUCGGUUUCAUUCAUGACUAUGGGUUCAGCCUUACAUCAUACAAUCAAAGGUGUUGUUGAUUCAUUUUGGAACCCUGCAUUAGAAGCAGAAACAAGUUUAACAAGAUAUGGAAAUGUUUUUCAAUAUAUUACUAUCCGACGAAUUAUUCAAUGGAUUUUUUCUUUAAUUAUUUUCUCAAUGGUCUUUGGUAUUGCAAUGAGUAAUCCAAAGGGUUUUAAAAGUAUUCUUGAACAAGCUGGAAGUCUUUUUCAAAAUAUUGAAAUGGGUAUAUUUCUUGCAAUAAUGAUCUAUAAAGUCUCGACGGCAGAAUAUCGUCGUUAUAUAUUACCUUUUCAAUUACCACGGUGGUUUAUUCAUUUUCAAUGGAUCAUUCCGAUUUAUUUUGUCUUCGCUGUGAUUUAUGAUAUAUAUCAUAUAAUUCGGCAUUAUUUAUAUUAA
This is a messenger RNA of Rotaria sp. Silwood1, 1596 nucleotides long. The record is from the annotation of a GenBank genome assembly. NCBI's taxonomy places the organism in Eukaryota, Metazoa, Rotifera, Eurotatoria, Philodinida, Philodinidae.